AUGAUUAUCAUUCCAUUGGGAAAAAUACCCAAAACUUUUGGCGCUAAACCAGACUUUGAAAGAAGUAGUAGGAAGAACUCGUCUUCCAGAGCCAUCUUAACCACCACUGCUUUGCGCUCACAAUCAGUCAAAUCAUUGAUGUAUUUCAAAAAGAUUGGCCGAUUAUUAACCAUAGUCAGCACUAGUAGCAUAGAGAAAGUGCUGUCACUACAAGAAGAAGAGUUGAAAUUCUUGGAUAACGUCCGCAACUGUAUAAACAUAAGGAUCCGAUGCGAUCGCGAUUACGCCUCGUCUUUGCUUAUGGUCGCCGUUUGCGGACAGAAGUGUCACUUCAAUGACAACAUCGGCAACACUAAUAUCGGGACCGUUUGGCGAACCAUUGCCGACGAGACCCACGAGUUGAGCAAAUUGAUGGCCAAUAGUGCCGAUGAGUUGACACACGAAGUGCUGGAACUCAUCGAUGAAUUAGUGUCCGAGAAGAAGGCUCUGAGG
Medioppia subpectinata is the source of this 492-nucleotide messenger RNA. The record is from the annotation of a GenBank genome assembly. NCBI's taxonomy places the organism in Eukaryota, Metazoa, Arthropoda, Arachnida, Sarcoptiformes, Oppiidae.